AAAAAUUAUUAAUCCAUUUCAUUUCCAUCAAAAGGUCAACUUCAAAGUCCAGUUUCAAAGUAUAGAUUUCAAACCAUUCCAUCAUAUAUCAUCGUUUCAGAAGGUAUACAUAGACAGUCAUACACAUCCACGUAUCUCUGAUCUUAUCUUAUCCCAUCAUCUCACACGUUACGUCGUCUGAACCAUCUUCAACACCCUCUCCCUAGACCUUCCAACCACUGUUUUCUCACUUGAAAUCUAGAGUCUAGUUCCGCUUUCAAAUCACAUCACAUCAAAUCAAAUUAAACAACCGUAACAUUUCAUAUCAUAUCACAACUAUCAUCCCCAUUAAGUUAUUCCAUUUGCAUUCCACCUUAUUUAUUCUAGAUUUCCUUUUCCAUUUAUUUACUACUUAAUCAUACACUAAUAAUACUACUAAUAUAUUCAAUAUGGGUGAACGAGGACCAGAUCAAUGGUUAGAACAAAUCAAAAAAUGUAUCGCUUUAAGCGAAUCAGAUAUGAAACAAUUAUGUGAAUUAGUUAAAGAAUUAUUAAUGGAAGAAUCCAAUAUCCAACCAGUUCAAUCUCCGGUAACUGUUUGUGGUGAUAUUCAUGGUCAAUUCCAUGAUUUAUUAGAAUUAUUCAGAAUUAGUGGUGGUUUACCUUCUAAUGAUAAUCAAUCUAAUUAUAUCUUUUUAGGUGAUUACGUUGAUAGAGGUUAUUUCUCAUUAGAAACUUUUACUCUUUUAAUGGUUUUAAAAGUAAAAUAUCCCAAUAGAAUCACUUUAGUUAGAGGUAAUCAUGAAUCAAGACAAAUUACUCAAGUUUAUGGAUUCUAUGAAGAAUGUUUAACUAAAUAUGGUUCACCAACCGUUUGGAAAUAUUGUUGUCAAGUAUUUGAUUUCUUAACUUUAGCAGCUAUAAUUGAUGGAAAAAUUUUAUGUGUUCAUGGUGGUUUAUCCCCUGAAAUUAGAAUGUUAGAUCAAAUUAGAGUGUUAUCAAGAGCUCAAGAAGUUCCUCAUGAAGGUGGAUUCUGUGAUUUAGUGUGGUCGGAUCCUGAUAAUGUCGAUACUUGGGCUGUAUCUCCAAGAGGUGCCGGUUGGUUAUUUGGUUCAAAAGUAAGUCGAGAAUUCAAUCAUAUUAAUAAUUUAAGUCUAAUAGCAAGAGCCCAUCAAUUGGUUAUGGAAGGUUUCCGUUAUCAUUUUAAAGAAAAAGAUGUGGUUACUGUUUGGUCAGCUCCAAAUUAUUGUUAUAGAUGUGGUAAUGUUGCAAGUGUUAUGAAAGUUGAUGAAGAUUUAGAACCAAAUUUUAAAAUCUUUAGUGCUGUUCAAGAUGGUGAUAUCACUGUUAAAAAUAAUGCUAAUAAACAACAAAGAAGUGAUUAUUUCUUAUAAGAUAAUGACUCACUUUCAUGGUAUGAUGUUUUCCUUUCCCUUUCCUUUUCCAUUUUCAUGACAUAGAUCACUUCUCCUUUCCUUUCCUUACUUUUCCUCCUUCAUUUGUCAACGAAUAUAAACUAAUUCUUUCUAUCUAUCCUCACUUUUAAUUGACAAUAAUGAAUUUAUGAUAAAUGUUUCCCUCUCCCUAUUAAAUUUUUGUUC
Scheffersomyces coipomensis is the source of this 1580-nucleotide messenger RNA. It is a transcript of the gene SIT4, whose product is annotated as type 2A-related serine/threonine-protein phosphatase. Bases 429 to 1373 code for a protein of 314 amino acids. The record is from RefSeq and is a predicted model, not a curated record. The transcript has a single exon. Gene Ontology annotation, cellular component: cytoplasm. NCBI's taxonomy places the organism in Eukaryota, Fungi, Ascomycota, Pichiomycetes, Serinales, Debaryomycetaceae. Gene Ontology annotation, biological process: G1/S transition of mitotic cell cycle. Gene Ontology annotation, molecular function: protein serine/threonine phosphatase activity.